CUUCUACGUACUACGUCACCCUUGCGUGCUCGGUUGCUUAGCAACCGUAGACUAUACGAAACAGAAGAUACAAAGUAGAGUGCAAGUUUCAUCAGCCUCUGAGUAAAGAUGCCCCGUUCAGCAGCAAAGUCCCAAGCUGACAGGGCUAGACGUAUGUCGGCCGUCCAAGUGACCCCACCUCUAGCGCAGGAACUGGAAGCGGAAGAUAUCAUUCCUGGUCGCUUAACACGCGCCCAGUGGAUGGACAUGUUGAGCCAGGAGGAUGCAGAGGAGACAGUAGGGGAGAUCAUGGAUGAACUGUUGAGCAAGGUCAUGGAAGGCUGUUUGAAGGCAUACAUUGAACGACAGAUAGCACCUUUUUCCGCAUCUUGGGCCAAGAACUACUUCACACAAAUUCUAGAGCAACAAAUCCUGUGCCCAGAUGAAGGAGAAGGACCCGAAGAAGCAUGUAGAACUGAAGACUCAGAGCCUGUGCCAGCAACUUCUGAUGCCUGGGCUCAAGGAUGUGUACCUGUUGUCAGUGCUACCCCUCGACCUCAUCCCACUACACAACAGGAGGCUGACAUUCUUGAGGUCCCAGCACAAACAGAGCCAAGGGUCAACCACCAAUGUAAUAUUAUGACUCAAAAAAACAGCUCUCCAAUCCAAUCUGAAGACGAAACAAGUCCCAGGAGGCCUGUGACUGACAAGCACUAUAAAGUGCUUAGUCCUCAGCCACGACUAAAAACUGGUCGUGAGAAAAAGCAGAAAGUCAAUUUACCUCCCAAGCCUGUCCCAGGCAAAUUGCUGCCAGUCCUGUCCUGCUCAGCAGAGAAAAAGUAUGUGGAGGUAGAGGGUAAAAAUAAGUUAUAUUCUGUUUCUAACCAUAAGACUGGACCAUUAUAUCAGCCUAAGGACUACCAACCCAUACCAAGACUUGAUCCCUCAUGCCUGCCUCGACACUGCAUCUUUCCUCAAUAUGAGAUUGUGGACAAAGACUAUACAAAACCCAAUUCCAAGAAACCAAGUGGACUAUCCAAACUAGAACCAAAAUAUAACAGGCAGCAAACUGAGCAGAAAGUAACCAAACUGACACCACUAACCAACUCCAAGGAUCAGCCAAAAAAGUUUCAGAGGAGAAACGAGGCAGAUGUCUUUCUGAGGAAAGUGUCUCCCUUUAGACAUAGACAGGAAGGGAUGGAAUUCUCUGGGUCUCUGAGGCUGGAUGCAAUGGUUUUGGCCAAGGGUGUUUCUCUCCGGGAUCCACAGGCAGUUGAAAGCAACCCUCUCAAAUUUACACUUCCUUCCCAGUCUACCAAGCUGAGGCCAAUACAAAGUGAUAUAGCUGUGCCACUGUUUUCAGUCGAUCAGUUUACCACAGGCCGACCAUCUCUGUUCACCCCAAUGGUUCAGUCGAAUAACUGUGACAACUGAUUCUGACAUUUAUUUAGAACAGAAUGUGGUAUAUGUUAAUGAAAUAAAAACAAUCCUUCUAAUGCAAGAACAUCUGACAUAAUGUCCAAUGUAGGGUACACUGUAAAAGAUUUGUGUUUUGAAAAGAUUCCCACUCUAGCCAUUUUUCCAUAUAUUUGUUAGCUAGUCUGCAUUUGCAAUACAGUGAGAUAUACUGCACUACAUUUUAAAAAAUAGUUCCUGAUACACUUUGAUUACAAAAUAUUUAUUGUAAUUUCUUUCAUACUGAUAUAUAUUUAUAGUAUAUGUAAAAGGUAUGAUAUGCAUUCUAUCAAUGCCUCCCACAAAAUAGAGCAAAGAUGGAGAAAGACAGAUGUAACUCAUAUACAAACAACUUAAUUGUAAACCAAAGGAAAUUAUUUGGUCCACCUGGUUAAAAACAAUGUAGUCUAUAACAACAGCCCUGUAAUAAUUGCUAAAUUCAUGAAAAUUAUAAUGUUCAGUUAUUUGUUGAAAUUUUUAGUUGUUGAUUCAACUGGCAGGUGUUUCUAUUAUUUUGUCCACCCCAUUUAAAUCAAUGAGGGUAGACUAAACAACAGAAAAACCACUCUGUAUAAUGCAAUGCAAUUCAACAGCAGAGCUGAAUCAACGCCUCUUUAACACACUAACAUUCUAACUGUAUUAGACGGUAUUAGCUUGACAUUUUUAAUGUAAAACAGCGUUACAACAAAUAAUAUGAAUGUAAACAUAUUUCAAAUAAACAUAUUUCACUUGUUUAAUAAACAUUUUA
Messenger RNA from Seriola aureovittata, 2182 nucleotides. RefSeq lists its product as uncharacterized. The transcript has 4 exons. Lineage: Eukaryota; Metazoa; Chordata; Actinopteri; Carangiformes; Carangidae. The record is from RefSeq and is a predicted model, not a curated record. The coding region runs from base 109 to 1413 and encodes 434 amino acids.